This is a messenger RNA of Wyeomyia smithii (pitcher-plant mosquito), 974 nucleotides long. RefSeq lists its product as uncharacterized. The transcript has 2 exons. Lineage: Eukaryota; Metazoa; Arthropoda; Insecta; Diptera; Culicidae. The record is from RefSeq and is a predicted model, not a curated record. The coding region runs from base 318 to 914 and encodes 198 amino acids.
GUUUUCAGUUAAUCUAAGCAGUAGCUUGGUUUUAAAUCAAUACCCUCCUUCAAAACACUUCUUCAUUGAAAGCGAAAGUCAACAGCUUCCUUCGACGAACAAGGAAGCACUGAAAUCCACCGGUGGCGACCUUGGAGUUCUUCAGUACAACCGUAGACCGUACGGUUAAACCCGAUUUAUUUGUUGUCAUUUUUUUAUCGUUUGAUUAAUUUUUCGUCUUUGGACGUUACCAACCGGAGAAAAUGUUAAUUCACCGAGUGGACUGCUACACAUUUUAGCGGUUGACUGACGUUCAAAGGCUCGUCUUGGAAUCAGUAAUGAAAUCAGUCAGACCUAUAAAAUGUGCUUGCAUGCCCUCACCACGGCUAGUCGUCAGCGUUCCACCAAGCGUUACGCAUCCAAAUCGUUCGAUAUCAAAGAAAAUGAAGGUCUUUAUUUUGCUCUCAGUUGCGAUUGCCCUAGUGGCCUCUGCCCCUGCCGAAGAAUCGGAGAAGAAGGAAAAGCGAGGUCUGGUUGACUUUGGCUACGAGGAACCGUUCUACGAUCAUCAUGUAACCAAACACGUAACCGUCCAGAAAAACGUUGCCGUCCCGUACCCAGUGGAGGUUGAAAAGCACGUCCCAGUUGCCGUUAAGGUGCCCGUUCCGGUGCACGUCGAGAAGCAGGUCCCCUACGUAGUCGAGAAGAAAGUUCCCGUCUACAUUGAGAAGAAGGUUCACGUACCGGUCGAUCGCCCAGUGCCAUAUCUUGUUAAGGUGAACGUUCCCGUCUACCAGAAGGAAGUGGUCGAGGUUGCCAAACCUUACCCGGUGCACGUGGAGAAACCCUACCCGGUGUAUGUGAAACAGCCGGUCUAUGUGGAAAAGCCGUACGUUAAGGAUCACUACUACGGCAAGAAGUCGUACUGGCAUUGAGUGGGUGAACUGCUGCUGGAAAGUGAUAUUUUUUCGGACCUUGGACAGAUUUAAUAAAAA